AUGUCGGAAUCGUCUUCUUGGCCUACGGAAGAGAUCGUUCGAUUAAUCAAACGAUUAAGCGCUUACGUCACUUUCAAGAUGUCCACUCUCUUCUCUACAUCUAUUCGCAAUCUGGAUUCAAGAUCUGUUGGUGCUAUUGCGGGGCUUGCAAUUGCUGUGAUAUUCACAUGGAGGGCGAUUAGAACAACAGGAGAACCUCCAAGAAGGCAGCCAAAACGCAGGAUGCAAUCACCUGAGACCUCUCAAUCUAAUGAUGUUUCGGCGUCUCGUGAGGAUAAUGGAGUGCAAGAUGUCGUUGACCACUUCUUUCAGCCUGUCAAACCUACACUGGGGCAGAUAGUUAGGCAGAAGCUUAGUGAAGGCAGGAAGGUAACAUGCCGUCUUCUUGGUGUUAUUCUUGAGGAAUCAAGUCCAGAAGAACUCCAAAAACAAGCAACCGUGAGGUCAUCAGUCCUGGAAGUUCUCCUAGAGAUUACAAAGUAUUCUGAUUUGUAUCUCAUGGAAAGAGUUCUUGACGACGAAAGCGAAGCCAAAGUACUAGAGGCUUUAGAGACUGCAGGCGUUUUCACAUCUGGUGGUUUGGUCAAAGAUAAGGUCCUGUUUUGUAGUACAGAGAUGGGAAGAACUUCGUUUGUUAGACAACUAGAACCUGACUGGCAUAUCGACACAAACCCGGAAAUCAGCACACAGUUAGCUGAGUAUUUCAAUCAGCUCAUAAGAAGUAGAAGAUGCAAUGGCAUCCAAGUAAAACACGACGCCACCUUCGGAAAAGGUGUCUAUGCAAUCUCAGAGUUUCAGGAAGAUGAACUCAUUCUGAAAGAUGAGAUUCUUGUCGGUAUCCAACAUUCAUCUAACAAGGUGGACUGUUUGGUUUGCAGUUUUUGUUUCCGGUUCAUCGGGUCAAUAGAGAAACAAAUUGGGAGGAAACUGUAUUUUAAGAAUAUGGGUCUCUCUGGUUGUUGUGGUAAUGAUUCAUCUGAAAGCGAGGAAGAUGAACGCGUCAAUUACAAUGAAUGUGGUGCAGCAAGCAGCAGUUCGAAUCAUCAUUCCCUUCCACAAGGAGUUGUUAGUUCUCUGAUGAACGGUGAAAUGGCCUUGCCGCAUACUGAUAAGUUUCCUUUGCCUUCUCUUCUUUCGUGCCCCGGAGGAUGUCAGGAGGCUUUCUACUGCAGUGGAUCAUGCGCAGAGGCAGAUUGGGAAAGUUCUCAUUCUUUACUCUGCACUGGUGAGAGGUCUGCAUCAGUAUCUAGAGAAGCACUUGGAGAGUUUAUUAAACAUUCUAAUGAGACAAAUGAUAUCUUUCUCCUCGCUGCAAAGACGAUUGCCUUCACCAUUCUAAGGUACAGGAAACUUAAAGCUGAACAUGUGAACAAACAAGCGAAGCAGAGUGUGUCAAAGCAAUCACUACUCUUGGACGCAUGGAAACCUGUAUCGGCUGGAUACAAAAGAAGAUGGUGGGACUGUAUCGCGUUGCCAGAUGAUGUUGAUCCGUCUGAUGAAGGUGCCUUCAGAACGCAGAUAAAGGAUCUUGCACAUACGUCUUUGGAGCUCCUGAAGACCGCUAUAUUUGACAAAGAAUGUGAAGCCCUUUUCUCGCUUGAAAUAUAUGGGAAUAUCAUCGGCAUGUUUGAGCUGAAUAACCUAGACUUGGUGGUAGCAUCACCAGUAGAGGACUAUUUCUUGUACAUAGAUGAUCUUCCAGACGCUGAAAAGGACGAAGCUGAGGAAAUCACAAGACCGUUUCUUGAUGCUCUUGGUGAUGAGUAUUCAGACUGUUGCCAAGGAACGGCUUUCUUCCCUCUCCAGAGCUGUAUGAACCAUUCAUGUUGCCCCAAUGCAAAAGCCUUCAAAAGAGAAGAGGACAGAGACGGACAAGCAGUUAUUAUUGCAUUAAGACGCAUCAACAAGAACGAAGAGGUGACAAUUUCAUAUAUAGACGAGGAGCUUCCGUACAAAGAGAGACAAGCAUUACUUGCAGAUUACGGUUUCACCUGCAAGUGCCCUAAAUGUCUGGAAGACUCAUCAGUUGCCUGA
Molecule: messenger RNA, 2034 nt
Organism: Eruca vesicaria subsp. sativa (arugula)
Lineage: Eukaryota; Viridiplantae; Streptophyta; Magnoliopsida; Brassicales; Brassicaceae
Source: the annotation of a GenBank genome assembly